AUGGACAAGGUCACUCUCCUCACAGUCUCGCGCGUGGACCGCCAGGUCGCCGUGAUGGCUCCCGUCUCCAACAUCUUGAGCCAGGCAACUCCAGCAUUCAUCCUCGACGAGCGAUUCCAGAAAGCAAUCAGCGCUUUGACGGUUACGCUCUACUUCCAAACCCGGUUCCUCGCAGCCACGACAUUGUACGCAAGCCGAAUCUUGGCUGUCCAGGCCUACUUUGCGACCACCUUUGGCGUAGCGAUGUCGAGGAAGCUCCUCGCUGGUGUCUGGGACUCUGCAGCGGUGCAGCGGCUGCGCAAAAAGAUGUUUGAGGACUUUGCCAAGUGGAUUCUGGGCAGCGGAAAUACCAUCUUUUGUGCCCUGUUCUGGCCAGGCUGGUGGGUCAUUGGCUGUGCAGUGCUGGCUGUAGCCCAGUUUGGCGGUUGA
Messenger RNA from Clonostachys rhizophaga, 429 nucleotides. Lineage: Eukaryota; Fungi; Ascomycota; Sordariomycetes; Hypocreales; Bionectriaceae. The record is from the annotation of a GenBank genome assembly.